AUGAAUUUUUCUUCCGUCUAUAUUUCACCAUUGACAACAGUAGCAACUACAAAAUUGUUUGAUGAUGAAGAUUUAUCUGCAUUACAAUAUUGGAUAUUAGUUGGUGUUUUUAUUAGUUUUGGCGUGUUAUCAACAUCUAUUAUUUCAAUUAUUGUUUAUCAUGAACUGUUUAAUUCAAAUAAGAAUGUUGUGAAUGCUGAACGAGCAGCAAAAUUAAAAGAUCUCUAUGAUGCAACAGGCAUCAAAAUUGAAUUAAACGAUAUUCGACAAAUAAUGAUGAAUGAAGUUAUACUUGAAGCGUGGAAACGUGAAAAACAACGACGACAAGCUCAUCGACAUCAUCAUCAUCAUCAUCAUCAUCAUUCGAUAGAAUAG
Didymodactylos carnosus is the source of this 375-nucleotide messenger RNA. The record is from the annotation of a GenBank genome assembly. NCBI's taxonomy places the organism in Eukaryota, Metazoa, Rotifera, Eurotatoria, Philodinida, Philodinidae.